AUUUACGUUUGAAGCGAAUGUUUCGGAGUUUUAAAUAAGUUUUAAAUUGUCCGUGAAUAUGUUUGACACAGUAAUAUAAUACUAAAUCCUACCUUUCAAGUUAAAUACAACAUUUUGUGCUUUUUUUCUUUUUCUGGGACGAUUUUUUCAAUAUUUUGUCGAUUUUGAAACCAAAUUUGCCGAAUCAUUCUUUUUGAAAAGCAUUGUUUACUACCCAGGUGGUAAAUAAUGCCUCAGAUUUACUAGUCAACUAGCCAAUCAGAACGCGCGAAAGCUCAUUUGAUAUGCAAAAUUUAUACUAAAAAAGAUUAUUAAACUGUUUGUUAAAAUUGCUUUGCAUCCACGUUUUGGCUUAUAAGUUGUCACUAUUUUUUACUUGCAUUAUUUCAAUAUAGGCUAGUUUGUAAAUCUCAGAAGCGAAGCUGAAGGGUAGAACUUGCUAAUAGGCAAUAGUAUACUCCAAUAAUUUACAUUUCAAAAAAGAGUUACAUCUCAAAUGUUUAAGGCACUAAUAAAAUCAAAGUAUCAUGAAAUUAUUUGAAUAAACCACACCACAUAUAUAUCAUGCAAUUUUUUUUGCGGAAGUCAAGAAUCAAGAUUACAUCACUGACACUGAUAUGGAAAGUUGACGAUUCAAUGGACAAUAGUCAAUACGCUUCGCAACACAUUCCAUAGAUUUUUUAUUAAUCUCAUAGUUUAUUGUCAGCAAGUGAUUAAUUACGUACUGUGGCGGCUAUUAAUGUUAACACUGCUAUUGAUAAAAUUUGCAAGCGAUUGUUUUUAUAAUAUGUUAUUGAUAUUAUUAUAAUAAAAGUGGCGUAAACAUGCAAUGAUUGAAUGGCUAUAAGUAUAAAAGUGCAAAAGAUAUAAACAGAAAUCACUUGGCAUAGCCUUUUAAAGACAUAUCGGAAAAAUUGAUCGGCUACUAUCACAAAUUAAGCUGCAAGUAUACUAGUAAGAAUGGCAGAUAUUUUGACUUAUCUUGAUCGACAAGAAUAUCCAGAGAAUUACACAAAGCAGCAGAAGCGAGAUCUCAGAAAAAAAGCCGCAGAUUUUUAAUUUGUUUAGAUGAUGGUAUAUUGUAUUAUCGCGGAAGCAGAAACAAUCUCAGAAAAGCACGACGCCAAGUUAUUUUCGACAAGAAAACACAGCAACGAAUUAUUCGGUAAGAUAAUAAAUGGUUCAUUGUUUUCUUUUACAUGUUAUUUUGUUAUCAACAUUUAACAAAUAGACAACGAAGCCGAGUAAUUGACUAUUCGCUCAGAGUCAGAGACAACGAGGCUAUACCCAUGCUGUGUUGCGAACUCCAAAGAAUGAUUUGAAAAAUAAUACUUGAGUUUUAAAAGAGUUGAAAAACAUGUCGAAAAACAAUAUAAAGGUCAUUAAUAUACCAGCCAAGUUCGACUAAUUAAAAGAAGGAAACAAGGCUUAAUAUACAAGUAAAAACUCCAUAAUCUCAAACACAAAAUGGCUUCCCGAAUUUUUACUAAAUAAAGUUACGUUAAAAAUGUAACCCACAACCAAAAUUAGGCCAUUUUGAUCAGGGGGCGGGCUUUAUCAUAGGAGUUAUCGUUCCAGUUUACUUAUAGUUCAAUGGUUUACACUAAUUCAUACUCCAUAGCCAAUGUCAUGAAGGUUCUGGUAAUGCACAUUUUGGACGAGACAAAACAGUGCAGAAAAUUGAGGAGCGAUUUUACUGGAACGGAAUGGUGAAAGAUAUUAGGGAUUUCCUUAUCUCCUGUCAUCAGUGCCAAAAAACCAACCCAAAAUUAAGAAAGACUGUGCCUUCUCUUCUUCCAAUCCCUGUUCCUUCAGGAGCAUGGAAACAAGUAUGUAGUAUCCAUUUCUCUUUCUGGUGUACCUGAUAAAUUAACCCAAAAAAAAAUCACUCUUGACUCCUGGACAUAUUACAUUCCAUAUUACAUAUAUAUGAGAUUUGUACUGUGAUACUAUACUUAGUCUUAGUGGUUAUUCCGGGAACUCGAGUCGAAUGUGAGCUGCAUGAUAGUGAUAGUCUAUGGUAUAGGUAAUAGCACAAGGCCACCUAUCGUUCAUGGUAACUUAAAGAUUUACCUUUAAUUUUUUACACGUUUUUACUCGAUAUUUGUUCAGGUUGGUAUUAAUCUGAUCGGCCCUCUGCCAGAGACAAAGAAUGGUAAUACAUAUAUCGUUACCAUGUGCGAUUACUUCACCAAAUGGCCCGAAGCUAGAGGAAUACCAAACAAAACAGCUCGUUGCGUUGCUGAUUUUAUAUAUUGGACGAUGACAAGAAAUGGGUGCGCAGAAAUCCAGAUAUCUGACCAAGGCCGUGAAUUUGUUAACCAAGUUAGUAAAGAGCUGCAUCAAAUAACAGGUACUGUAUGCGGUAGCUAGUAGCCUAGUACAGUAUAUUUUCUUUGUAUGUAUACUAUUAGUAUUCUUCUAUUGGAAUUAGCACUCGUGGACCAGGAGGUAUAGGACACCAUUUUCAGUUUCAUGGGUUGUUAUUUCGACGUCUAUAUAUCUGGCUAAUAUUACAGGGACAGAGCAUCGAAUAACAUCUGCGUACCAUCCUCAAAGUAAUGGCCUGGAUGAACGUUUUAAUCAGACCAUCCAACGAGCACUACGCAAGGCGGUCAACGAAAAACAAGACAACUGGGACGAGGCCAUUGACGAUAUCUUGUUCUCCUAUCGCGCCUCGGUCCAAGCAACAACGAAGCAUACACCAUUCUACUUGAUGUUUGGACGCGAAGCACGUCUUCCAAUACAGAUGGAAAUUGUACCAGAAGGCAAGGAACGAUCGUUGGAAGAAAGAUUAGAAGAACUUGCAGACCUUCGCAAGUCAUACGGUAAAGUGGUAGAUAACGUUAAAGAAAGCGAAGACAAACAGAAAAAGCUAUACGACGCAAAGCAUGGCGCAUCUAAACAGGUAAAACACUAGAGUAAACUGGGUAAUUUGUCCCUGCAUGCAUAUACCGUAGAAUAAGCAAUUUUUUAUUAUAAUUUACAAUGUUCAUAAUUUUUUUUACAUUUGUAGGAAUUUAAAGAAGGAUCACUUGUGCUGCUGAGAAACAGUAGAAAAGAUUCGCGUAAAGGAGGGAAAUUGGAAGCCAAGUGGCUAGGACCCUAUGACGUUGUCGAUUGUUUAGGAAAAAAUGUUUUCAAAAUUAAGGUUUGUCCAUGCAUGCAUGUAAUUUCCAUGCAUGGAUUAGAAUUGAUGUUGAAAUUAUAGAAUGUUUUUUCCUUAUUAGAACUGUUCAACAGGCAUCGAGAACAAGAAGAAAGUUAACGCAGCAGUGCUCAAGCCAUAUGUACCAAGCAUCAAGCAGACCCAACCCCAGAAAGAUUUUGCCAGACCAGAGUUUAAAGCGGGUGAAGUGCAGACAAAGCAGAAUCAACCUCUGAAAGUUCUUUCUAGACAACCAUUUGAAGGUAGCUAAUGAGUAAAUAAUGUAUAAUUGUAAGCAAUACUAUGGAAUUAGGAGUAUUAGCUAUAUAAUAUCAUUAUAUUAUUGAAGGUUGGCUUGCUUUAGUCAUGGUGGGACACUAUUGUACGAGAAAAUUUUUGCUGCAAUUUUGCGAUAACAUUUAGGAAAAUAAAAUAUGUUAUUGUUAAAGUCAAAUUUAAGUGUUUCAUUUUCAGUUCAGCCUUUCGUUACAUGAGUCCGAUACACUUAAUGUGCUAUGUAUCUUGAAGUUGAACUUACUAGUAUUUUUUCUUCUUCAUAAAAUUAAAGAAACGUCUGGCGAAUAUUGGAUCAAAGAACUCAGUUUAAAGAACGAAGAGAAGACGAUACUAAAAUCUCCAAGAAUGCUGAAUGAUCGUCAUCUGAACGCUGUGUGAAAACUAUUAAAGAAAAAGUUUCCACACAUUAGUAGCUUACAGGACACCAUCUUAUCCCAAACCUCGUUCGUGACCACACAGGAUGAAGGAAUACAGAUCCAUAACACUGGAGCAUACCAAUUGGAUUACAUCGUCAUCGACAGGUAUAUAUAUAUAUAUAUAUAUAUAUAUAUAUAUAUAUAUAUAUAUAUAUAUAUAUAUAUAUAUAUAUAUAUAUAUAUAUAUAUAUAUAUAUAUAUAUAUAUAUAUAUAUAUAUAUAUAUAUAUAUAUAUAUAUAUAUAUAUUUAUAAUAUAGCAUUUGUAAGUUCUGAACGCUGAUUGGCUAAGAACAGUGUUGAUAUAACUCAAUAACUCAAUGUCAACACGGAAAAUGUCUUUCUUUAAUUAUAUUUAUUUCUUUGUGCUAUAUUAUAAAAAAAUAUAAAACAUUUUCCGUAUUGAUAUACAGUUAUACCAACACUCGUGGAAAUUGGGAAAACACAAUUUCGAGUUUUCCCAAUUCCCACUCGAGUUGAUAUAACUGUAUAUCAACACGGAAAAUGUUUUAUAUUUGUUAAAUAUUAAUCUAAUAUAGUUCUAACCAUGCAUGUUCAAUGACUCUAUACGUGUAUAUUGAUAUAUACACAGUCAAACCUGCAGACAGGGCCGCUUAAUACAAGUUUACCUUAAAAGGUCACUAUAUGUUUUAUCUGUUAAGAAUCAUUUGAAAUUUGAAAAAAUCCAAAUUUGUUAUAACCUGAAAUCUGCUGUGUUGGUGUAAUGUACUCAGGUGAAUAAGUUCCGAAAUAUCGCGACUAGACUCAGUUCCGAAAUAUCGCUUACUCGAACCGUCCUGACCGCGUAGCUCAGUUGGAAGAGCAUUGGGCUAGUAUUCCAAAGGUCGUAGGUUCGAAUCCCGCCGUGGCCAGGCAUAUUUUUCAAGCCUGCCCCGGUGUGGAUAUACACUCAGAGUAACAUCACACAAACAUGUUAUAACCUGAUAACUCUUCAUGGACGAAAUAAACUGUAUAUAGUGGCUUUUCGAUUGGAUAAAUUUAACCUAAAUUUGUAUGUUGUUGACAUUGACAGGCGGUUAUGUUAAAGUCUGCGAUAGCCUAUACGAUGACCUGGCAGGGUCAACCAAAGUUCAACUAGCACAAUGUUACCAAACUUUAAUUGACGAGUUCGGACGUUUGGAAGUGGAUAUCCCACCUGUUCAGACCCAGACAGGAUCAGUCGACUGUGGUUUGUUUGCUAUCGCCUUCGCGUUUGAAUUAGCGGUUGGAAACCUCCCAAUACACGAGGUACGCUUUGACCAAAAGAAAAUGAGGAGCCAUCUUCUCUCCUGUUUCGAGAAGCGAGAACUGACCCACUUCCCCCCAACACGUCGACAGCCAGCAACACAGCCAAGACAACACAACAAUGUCACAAUCGAAACCUUACGUGAAUGUAAACUGCCAGAAGAAUACGACAACAUGAUUUUAUGCGAUCUCUGUGGGAAAUGGUUCCACUUUGGAUGUGUAAAAUAUGACACUAGUAUAAGUACUUCAAAUGAGUGGUUAUGCCGACUGUGCACACCACCAGCUGCUAAGAAGCCUAACCUGUGUAUUUAUAUGGGGGCGAAUAUCCUAAAGGGGGGCGAUAUUCCUAGGAGAUUCGCCCCGGGGGCGAAUAUCCUAGGAAUAUCGCCCCCCUUUUGAGAAGCACGGAUAAAUUGGUACCCGUACCACUUUUUUGGUUCUUGGACUACCUAUAUUUUGAACCCUGUUUACACUACGCUCGAUUUUUGGUACCGUACCAUUUUUUUGGUUAAAAAUAGGUAGUCCAACUAGGAAAAUAGUGGGUACCAAUUUUAAAAAGCGAAUCGAAUUUUUCUUUUGUCUUUAUCCAAUUAGUUGCAGAUGGUUCCAGUUGAGAGACCAAAGACAAAUGAAAAAUUCGCUUCGCGCGAAAAAAUUCGCAAGUGGAAAACCGGCUUUACCAUCUUAGCGCAAACAUUGCUUGACAAUAAUGAAAUAUACUGACAUGAAGCACUGAUUGGUUUGGCAAAACAAAUCCCUGCGAGAAAGAUGUAGCAGUUUUUUCUAUUCAAAAGACUCCAUCUCUUCCAAUAAGGGUGGGUUAGAUGGGUUAAUCUAAUUUUUUUUUCAUGUUUUUGCGUUUAUUCUACAGUAUCUGUUGCGAAAUCUCGCACAUCAAUAAUUUUUGUUUUUGUAAAGUGGAAACACCACAUGAAUUCUUUUUGGGCGCCGUUAGGCCAGGCAUAUGGUAAAACGCGGACUGGACUGGACUGGUAAAACGCGGACUGGACUCAGAUUAGUAAAACGCGGACUGGACUCUAUUAGUAAAUCGCCGACUGGACUCUAUUAGUAAAACGCGGACUGGACUCUAUUAGUUAAACGCGGACUGGAGUCUAUUAGUAAAACGCGGACUGGACUCUAUUAGUAAAACGGGGACUAGACUCUAUUAGUAAAACGCGGACUAGGACCACAAUUUCGCGCCAAAAUUUGACCAAAAUGGAACAAAAUGGCAGCGAGCUUUAAAAUUCCAACAUGUCUGAAAAGAAAGGCAAAAAAGGAUCCAGAGUUGCCCGAUGUUUGAGUGGAAACUUUUCGAUAAAGAAAAUAAGUUGGGUUGCGGUACGUUUGGGUCUGUAUACCUAGCAAAAUACACAGGAAAGACCAGAAAAAGUGGUUGCCAAAAACAAUAAUGUCGAGUCCAUUGACUCGAAAUCCUGUUUCGAGAAAGAAGCCGCACUGUUGAACAGUACAAAAGGCCACAGGAACAUAAUCCGUUUCCUUGAAUUUUCAAUGAUGAUGGAGUAUUCUUGCUUCGAUUUUCGCCCUUUUGGAGUUGCAAAAAGUCUUUGGGCUCUAGAAGAUUUUGUCCAUUUUGUAGACGAGUUUGACAUUGACUCCUUCGCAGACGUGCUGCCAACAUGUGCCAAAGAUGUUGUCGAAGGUUUGAAAUAUUUGCACAACGAGAAUAUCGAUCACCGGAAUCUAUUGAAACCGGCAGGAAACAUAUGGCUGAGUUUGGCUUAA
Paramuricea clavata is the source of this 6847-nucleotide messenger RNA. The record is from the annotation of a GenBank genome assembly. Lineage: Eukaryota; Metazoa; Cnidaria; Anthozoa; Malacalcyonacea; Plexauridae.